AGCGCCACACAAGCGCACAUGUCGCGAGAAAAUAUGUCUGUGGGAAUGUCACAUUUUUAUUGUCUUUAGAUUUAAAAAGCGCAUUCGAGUUACGCGUAAAAAAUUAGAAUCUUUUAUUUAAUGCCUCAUAGAUCCGACUAUUGCUGUAUAUCUGCUCACGUGUAUGAUAAUGGCACUGAAGACUGAUGCUCAUUCGGUCAGCUCAUUUCAACCCAUCAUGGACUGUUACCUGUCAGCACAGUGUCCUGAAAAGGCAUCUGAAUCUCACAGGCAUAGAGGACAUCACAGAUCCAACAGAAAGGGACAGAUGGUCAUGACUCUAGCUGAUGCUGUGGAUCCUGAUCAAGUACUUAAGAGCAAAUGGAAAGCUCUUCUAGAUCAGAAGAAAGGAACUGCUAAAAUAUUGACCAGAUCAACUCUCACACAUGAUGACACAUUCAUGAAAUCUCUACCUAAAACACGUCACUACCUGGUUGUUGCACUGCAGAGACAGCUGACCCGACUGGGGUUUCUCCAGAGUCACCGCGAGCAGGAGGUGUUCAGGGUCUGGCUGGAGCAGCACAGGAGCAUAUGUCACCUAGAGGAACAACUACAGGCCAUGAAGCUCAGCGGCACUUAUGUGACUCUUGAAGAUUUACUGAAACACAACGGCAGAAGAACUUUACCUAAACUUCACAUCUCACCUGAAGAAACCACAUCACAACAGGAUCAUAUGCCAGCGUCACUGAAAGGGAGGGGAGGGGGUGCCAAUGCUUGCCAGCUGCAUGGCAAACAGACCCGGGGACAGGACGAUACUGAGCUCAUGUUUCCAGAAGUCUUUCUCCGGGAGUUCAAAGUGCCUAAAUUUUCAGCUCUGCAGUCGACCUCACUGGAAGUGUUAAGCACCAGCAUGCCUCUUCUGAGAAGCGAUGAGCCAACGAUAAAGCCAAGAAACAUUGAAAUUACCCGACACAAACUGAGACUAAUGCACAACCUGUCACUCUCUCACAUGGCUGAAACACAAAGAAUAAUGGCCAAGAAUGGCUUCAGUCUGCAGGGCAUAGAUGGAUUCAUCCUCAAUGAAUUGAUGGAGUAUGAAUGUCCUCACUUCGUCCAAAUUCAUAAGUCCAAAUGUCCUGCAGAGUCAGACCUCACACGUCGGUCUCUAGCCACGACUGAGAGACCAGAAUCCCAUACUGAGAAUCCCAAUAUACAGAUAAGUAUUUGUAGUCUGCCGUUUGCUGAGAAAGGGGCAGAAGACUUAUCCUCCAGUUCUGAAGCUGCUCAUUCAUCAGAUACAGACGUCCCGCUGUGCAUACAGGAACUCUGUUCUAGUCUUGCUACGGAGGUGCAUAUCUCUGAAGAGAAGAUGUGGACAAAUUAUGCAGAACUCUGAUGUCCUGUAUAAUGCACUUCAGUUUGACAUAUUAAUUUUACCCCUAUAAGGAGACAUACAAUAGACAUUAGAACAAUCCACAGCAUGUAUUCAUUUUAGUUCAUUUUAAUUUCAGCAUUUACUAAUACAUUAGUUUAUGCACCACGAAUUUACACGAAUCAUUGUAUUAGCACUAACUAACAUUAAGAAAAAUUAAUAAAUGCUGAAAACUAUUGUUCAUUGUUAGUUCUUAUUAGUUAAUGUAUUUUUUAUGUUAAUGCAAACAGCCUACAACAUUAUUGUAAAGUUUUGUCUUGUUUAUUUCAUUUAGUUGCAAGUAUGUGCUUAAAGUAGCCUUUUAUUUGUCAAAUAAUUUGU
Messenger RNA from Triplophysa rosa, 1732 nucleotides. Its product is annotated as T-box transcription factor T-like. The record is from RefSeq and is a predicted model, not a curated record. The transcript is spliced from 13 exons. Gene Ontology annotation, cellular component: nucleus. The coding region runs from base 164 to 1375 and encodes 403 amino acids. Gene Ontology annotation, biological process: somitogenesis; positive regulation of DNA-templated transcription; regulation of transcription by RNA polymerase II. Gene Ontology annotation, molecular function: RNA polymerase II cis-regulatory region sequence-specific DNA binding; DNA-binding transcription factor activity, RNA polymerase II-specific. Lineage: Eukaryota; Metazoa; Chordata; Actinopteri; Cypriniformes; Nemacheilidae.